Messenger RNA from Boeremia exigua, 2039 nucleotides. Its product is annotated as protein DML1. Gene Ontology annotation, biological process: mitochondrion distribution. Gene Ontology annotation, cellular component: cytoplasm. Bases 141 to 1706 code for a protein of 521 amino acids. Lineage: Eukaryota; Fungi; Ascomycota; Dothideomycetes; Pleosporales; Didymellaceae. The record is from RefSeq and is a predicted model, not a curated record. The transcript has 4 exons.
GGCAAUUGUUGUCAGAAAUUCACUCGCCGCCCACGCUAUCUGACAGGCCGACCAUCUUCAGUGUGAAACACUUCUGAGCCGCCACAACUCGACUGUUGCUGUGCUGCCGCCAAUCGCUCAAUUGAGCGUUCGUCUACGAAAUGCACGAAGUUGUCACCCUCCAGUUCGGGUCGCAGAGCAACUAUCUCGGCACCCAUUUCUGGAACACGCAGGAGUCCUACUUCACCUAUCCGCCUGAGCCUGAAUCAGCUGUCAAUCAUGACAUCCACUUUCGAGCUGGAAUCGCCCCAGAUGGCUCCGACACGUUUACUCCGAGAGCGCUUAUUUAUGACCUCAAAGGUGCAUUCGGGAGCAUGAGAAAAACGAACGCUCUCUACGAAGCCGAAGAUGACAGAAACAUAUUAGAUCAGACAGGAGUAUGGUCGUCUAAACCCAUCGUGCAGCGAGCAGACCCAAUACCACAGUCCACCUACCAACAACAUCUCGAUGCAGGCCUAGAACCGCCUCAGCUGCGGACCUCGACGGUGAAAUACUGGUCCGAUUACAGCCGAGUUUACUACCACCCAAAGUCGAUCGUCCAGCUCUCCGAGUUCGAUGUGAACGACAAGCUCAUGCCUUUCGAGAGCUGGGACGUCGGCAUGGACCUCUUUGAAAAGCUUGAAAGGGAGGUGGACUUAGUUGAUAGAGAUCUCAGGCCCUUCGUCGAAGAGUGUGAUGGUCUACAGGGCCUUCAGAUCAUGACCGGCGUUGAUGAUGCCUGGGGUGGAUGGGCAUCUGGUUGGAUUGAGCGGCUGAGGGAUGAGUAUGGAAAGCUCAGCAUCUGGACUUGGGGCCUAGGGGACCAAGGUGCAAACACAACAGUUCCGAGGGAGAGACGCUUGCAGCAGAUUGUCAACUCAUCACGAUCACUCCAGCCCCUCGCGGAACAGUCUUCGGUAUACAUACCAUUGUCCAAUCGACCAGCUAAGCUCCCAAAGUAUCUUUCCUUUGAUGCAACUUCGCCAUGGCACGUGAGUGCUUUGCAAGCCGUUGGCAUGGAAAGCAUGACGAUAUCUUCCCGUUUGAAGGACUCGAAUGGCAGACAUGGAACCCUACAAGAUGUGGAAGAUACCAUCAACAGCACCGGAAGACGAAGGAUUGCCAAGUUUGGGAUGAGCAUUGCCGAUCCAAAUGUCUUGUCUGAAAAUGCCAAAGACGCACUCGGGGCGGCUGGGAAAGACAAAUCGGCCCUCUUGGAACAUCAGAGCAGGAGCGAUAAUCAAAUGAGCAGUUUCGAUAUUGACGCAUUCUCCAAAGACUACAAGCUUGCCUUUAUCAAAGAGCGGAAAAGAGAGCACAUCUUCGCGAGAGCCGAAGCGUAUCGCGGAGCGUGGCAGAUGUCAGACGAUUCAGGCCGCAGCCCUCGGGACAGAUUUGGUGACGGACCGGCAGUCGAAAGAUACACCACGCCGCUGCUGUUCCCGUUAUUGGACAGUUACCCAUCUAUUUUCGAUGUGGGAUCUGGGCAUACCGAGAACCUCGCUGUUCACGCUGGACUUACCACUAGCACAGCUGUCGCGGAGCAAGUGCGAGCAAUCGAGCAGAUCGUGAAGCGACUGGUAGCAGUCGAAGAAAGAGAAGCUCUUUGCAACGGCCUGCAGGUGAUCGCGGAGGAAUACGAUGAAGGAUGGGACGGUGAUUUCACCGACAGCGAUGACGAUGACUGAGUAAAGCUGCUGUUACCCCGGCUUAAGCAUCAUUACGAAAUCAUGACUUGUGCAGCCUGGCAUCAAUCUUUCCUCUUUGUCCAUCCUGCGCUGUCAACGACACGAGGUGGCUUGCCAUUGUCGGCCAAUCUCACCCAAUGUCUAACCUUGCAGGCACACCAACCCCGGCCAGUCCAUGCACGAUCACACGCUAUCGAUAGCGGGCACACACCAAAGCGGUGCUCCAAUACUUCGUACACGGCAUUGCAUCAUGAUGCAGUGACGUGAGCAAGGCUCACGAACCGAAGCUUUCGAGGGCUUUGCCCUGCGCGAGCAAACACUCAAAAAGGCACU